Molecule: messenger RNA, 390 nt
Organism: Medioppia subpectinata
Lineage: Eukaryota; Metazoa; Arthropoda; Arachnida; Sarcoptiformes; Oppiidae
Source: the annotation of a GenBank genome assembly
AUGAGUGUAGAGUCGGGUCACUGUUCGGUGAGUUCGGGCGCCGACUCGGCUGUCAUCGCGUCGAUUGUGUCGCGCGUCAAAAGUGGGGGUAUUUUCGAUCAGUUCCGACGCGAAUGCCUUUCGGACGCCGACACGAAGCCAUCGUUUCAGAAUCUGUUGCAGAGAGUGGAGGGCUAUGUCUCGAAGUUCUUGAGCCAACAGAAGUGGAGCCCAAAUAUCAAUAAAAACCAAUUGAGAGAAAGGCUUCGCAAACAAAUCAAUGAGUCAGGAAUGCUUAAGUAUGGUAUCGAGCAUUUGGUGGAACAAGUGGUCAACUAUAAAAUCAAUUCACUGUUUUGGCCGCAGAUUGAAAACGUGGUCAAAGACUUCCUCGGCAUUCAAGAUAUUCAA